AUGUCACAUUUUAAAGUUUUAUCCCACAACAUAGAGUCAUCUAGACUCCUACAACAAGAAGCGCAAGAGGGCUCGUCGGCCUUUGACGUAGCUAGUAUCGACAAUCUGCUUGUCUUUUGGCCCGACCGGCUUGUCGACUUGACUCAUCUUGGAUCUGCUAAUGCUCAACUCUUCCCAGAUCACGAUGCAUCCUCGUCCACUUACCUGAUCGGCCAUGUUGUGCACGGUCAUCCAUGCCAACUUGCUGUCGUUGUUGUUAGCACCCUUGAGCUGAGCAAUGUCAGCGACCGGCUCAACAAGACUGCAUCUUACGGUCUUAACAUUGUCGGCACUUUUUCUGCUGACCAGAGCUUCAGCCAGGAUGACAGUAUUCGUGCCUCGACCUCCGUAUGGUUGACCGCCGUUCCACCGUCAUCACCGAACGAGCUGCCGUCGAUCAAGUCGGUUCGCUUUAGCAGUUUUCCAGCUCCCAAGAACGCGGCAGAUUCAUCCUCUCCACGUUCUUGCAAAGUUGCCCCGUGCACAGUCAGCUUGAUUAGCUACUCGCUACCAAACACUCGAAUGUUGCAGUACUUUGCACUCGAAUCGCUCCGACUCGCUCCAGUGUCCGGCAUGAAGCUCGUCUCGACAGCCAGUGCUUUGCUCUUGCCGCAUGACAAGCUGGCCGAGUUCCUUGAUCGGAUGGCCGCCGCUUCAUCACCGUCGAAGCUGCAGAACAAAUUCAUGCAGCUGCUGAUGCUCGAUCCUGUGCGCUGGAGGUCACAGCGCUACAUUCGACCCGAACAAGGUCGCAUGCCAAGGGGCACGGCAUUGCGUCGAUCUAUAGAGGUGAUCAACCAGCUUCAGGCUCGGCUCGAGCUUGUCACCCGCUCUUGGCCAAUGUCGACCAAGUCGACCAAGGAUGGCGUUGUCAAUGGAUCGGCCUCAAUGCAAGCUCGGGUUUCCGACUGGAAGCACCCGGUUGCCAGGCUCGGCAGCAUUGUCACUUCUGUUGCGCUUGCUAUUCAGAGGCUCCUGCGACAUCCUCUGUACACCCCAAAGGAACGCGUGGUCUCAAUUGGCGGUCUAGCUCAUCGUCCAAAUCCAACUCUAAAGUCAUCGCCAUUGACACUGACUUCGAUCUCGGCUUGCGCUCGACAGCUUGAUGUUCGGAUCUCACAACUUGUCAUCGCACCGCGACUCGCGUCCCGACUCCGGUACUUUCGCAAGCAGCAGAAGCUGCCAAUUGAUUGCAUUGCCGCUCCAUACAUUGGUCUUUGGAACGCCAUCUGGUUGAUCGCUAACGACAUCAUUCUAGGACACGCAAUCAGCGUCCUCCUUCUGCAGAACAAGACGAAUCUCUCGAAUCUUGGUCGCGGUCUUGUCGAACGCUACUGGCUCGAAUGGGUGCUUUGGCUGCUUUCCUGGCUGGAGAACUGGCCAGCAGGUCUCAAGCUCAACACGGAGCUCACGCUCUUUUUCAGCGAUGCCUACUCGUCACUUAGCACUGCUUGGCAUCUUCAAGUUCUAGUCCACAUGCUGGCGCGAUUGGAAAUCAUCAUCGUUGCCAUGUCGAUAGUGGGUAGGCUGACGGGAGUGACAAUGGUGUUGUGUAUGAUGCAAGACUUGGUCUCGAUCUGCACUUUACACAUUACCAUCUUCUACACGUUGUCGUUCAAGACGUUGAGGGCAUUCAUCUACGUGCUAUCUGCACUGUUUGAUGUGUUCAGAGGCAAGAAGCGGAAUGCUUUGCGAGGAGGCAGAUUGGACGAUGCAAGCUACGAGCUGGAUCAGUUGCUGCUCGGAACACUUUUGUUUACGUUGGUGGCAUUCUUGUUCCCAACAGUGUACGUCUACUACUUGGCCUUUGCACUGAUUAGGUUUGCUGUCGUUGCGUUCCAGGUGGGCGUGGUGGAGACAGGCUUGGGUCUGCUGAAUCAUCUUCCUCUGUUUGCGCUUAUGCUGAGGUUCAAGGAUCCUCAUCGAUUGCCUGCGGGGGUGUGGAUGCAGGAGAUGAAGGCUCAAGUGCCAACACGAAAGCAAGUCCGGCAAGAGGAUGAACAGUCAGUACUGCAGACGGGCCGCUAUAAAUUGCGAUCUCGACCGUUGGCCAUUGGCGAUAUCUUUGAAGGAUAUGGCCGGCACGUCGGUGGUCUCUUCGAAUUGCCUGGUAUGCUUCUACGCUGUAUCUUUGGUCGUCCUCUUCGUUCAUCUACUCGACCCUUGCCGUGA
Molecule: messenger RNA, 2211 nt
Organism: Ustilago hordei
Lineage: Eukaryota; Fungi; Basidiomycota; Ustilaginomycetes; Ustilaginales; Ustilaginaceae
Exons: 1
Coding region: 1-2211 (736 amino acids)
Biological process (GO): GPI anchor biosynthetic process
Cellular component (GO): endoplasmic reticulum; membrane
Source: RefSeq, a predicted model, not a curated record